Messenger RNA from Boleophthalmus pectinirostris (great blue-spotted mudskipper), 2492 nucleotides. Its product is annotated as peptidyl-prolyl cis-trans isomerase FKBP14-like. NCBI's taxonomy places the organism in Eukaryota, Metazoa, Chordata, Actinopteri, Gobiiformes, Gobiidae. The coding region runs from base 1 to 663 and encodes 220 amino acids. The record is from RefSeq and is a predicted model, not a curated record. Gene Ontology annotation, molecular function: calcium ion binding; peptidyl-prolyl cis-trans isomerase activity. The transcript has 4 exons.
AUGCUGCUGCUCCGGUUCUGUUCCCGGUUCUGCUCCCGGGCUGUGCUGGCUCUCCUCCCCGGGCCGCUGCUCGUUGGCGGGGACGCGGUGCCGGACGAGCCCGAGGACGUGACGAUAGAAAUCCUGCACAGACCGUUCAUCUGUCACCGUAAAACCAAGUUCGGAGAUUUGCUUCUGGUGCAUCAGGAAGGAUAUUUCCAGAACGGAACCAUGUUUCACUCCAGUCGUAUCCAUGGAAACAAGCAGCCGGGAUGGUUCACGUUGGGGAUCCGGGAGGCCAUCCGAGGGUUUGACCGAGGCCUGAAGGACAUGUGUGCUGGAGAGAAGAGGAGGCUCGUCAUCCCCCCGGCGCUCGCCUACGGGAAAGAGGGCAAAGGUAAGAUUCCUCCAAACAGCACAUUGACCUUCGUCAUCGAGGUUCAGGAGAUCAGGAACGGUGUUCGCUCUCACGAGGCCUUCCAGGAGAUGGACCUGAACGACGACUGGAGGCUCUCGCGUAAAGAGGUGAAGGAACAUCUGAGGAAGGAGUUCGAGCUGAACGGACACCCCCCCAACGACACUCUGCACGAGGAGAUCACGGACAACAUCUUCAAGAAGGAGGACCAGAACAAGGACGGAUACCUGACCGCCAGAGAGUUCACCUACAGGAGGGACGAGCUGUAGGCCUAAAGAAAGAAGAAUUAGAACUCUAAACCUACAGAGAACUACAGAUGUACGCACACAAAGAAUAUAAGCCUCCAUGAUGAACACCUCCAGGGAAUGUUAAAGACAAACAUGAAUAGGUCUACAAAGAACUAUAGGCCUGUAGGACGAAUUAUAAAACACAGGGUUGCAGAGAAAAAGAAUUAAAGAGCGACCAGAAUCAAAAUGAGCACUAUGGAUGAAAUUUUGAGGGGUUUUUUCUAAAUCAAAUACAGAUUUAUAGCGAUUUGGACAAAUAUUUGGCUUUGGAAAUGAAAGAGAAAAAAAUCUGUCUUCAAUCUGUGUGGAACUGGCAAAGGUUUGGGUAAAAAAGAAAAAAAAAAUGCUGUGUUUUGUUUUUUUUCAUCUGUGAACAUGUUUUUGAGCUUCUUGAACUCAUUUGUGUUUCAUUUUAUUGUCGUUCUCAUGUAAAGAAAGCUGCAUUCUGGGUCCGGUCAAGUGGUAACGGAGGGAAACGGGCAGAUUUUUGACAUUCAAAUGUCUCUUAUUCAGAAACUAGAGGGACUAUUGAAAUAAGUAAAGUAUCAGAAUGUAGGAAAGAGUUACACUCCAACAGGAUCAAGUUAAACCUGUGAUAUUAUUUCAAGUUGUUGACAAAAAAUAAAAAAACUCAUGUUGGUAACGGAGGGAAUGAAAUAUGCAGCACUUUUUGGGCAAUAAAUCCAAACAGUGAUAACUCUUGGUUCUCACUUACAUAUCCUGAACAAACUGGUUUGAAUAUUUGCUUCAUAUAGUUUUCUACCAUAUGGUACAAGAUUAGGUUGAAAAACCUCUUACUUUUUGACUCAUGAGAUUUUUUAUUAAGAAAGGUCAUGGUAACGGAGGGAAAAUUGUUCAAGCAAGUAGAAGGUGCAGGAUUUUACAUCAUUUGUCAGUUUUUUUCUUCCAAAUACUUUAAUAUUACUUCAAAAUGAAAGGAAACUCUUUCUAUAAAAUAUGUCAGUCCAAAUUUUUAUCAUUUUAAAUACAUAAAAAAAAAAAAUCCUGUACCUUCAUCAACAGUUCAAAGAUGGAAUAAAACAAGAUAUGAUGAAAUACAUCCAUUUAUUUACAGGAUUUGCAGGUCUUUGAAAUUUGGGAAAUAAUUUUUGUUCCAUGUUUCAUACAUGGUCUGUUUAAAACGUAUGGAACUUUAGAACCAAAAAUGGUGCAGAAAAAAUAUCAGCAGUUUCAUAAACUAGAGACAUAUGUAUCUGUUCAAUACAUUUUUAUAUCAGAUGAAUUAACUUGAAUUUUUGGCCUUGUUGUUUACUUCUCCUUGACCGGGCCCUUAUGUAACUUUUCUUGUUUGUUUCUAUGGAUACGUCAUUGCUCUGCCUGGAAUGUUCCACAGUGUGACAUUAAACAGCUCUACUUUACUUUUUAUAGCUCAAAAACACCUCGAAAAACAAACAUUGUCACUGUGAGCGGGGUCGCCUCUCCACAGAUCUGACCUCUAUCUCGGUCUGGUUCGGUCUCCGUCAAGACGGAGAGGUUCAGUGCCAUACUGCGGAACAUUCCAGACAAGGAAAUAACAUCUGCAUGGAGAAAAUAACCAGAAAAUGUACAAUUUAUGGUGAGCUGCACAAAUAUUUGGCUUUGGAAAUGAAAGAAAAUAAAAGAGAAAAAGAAUCUCCGUGGAACCGGCACAGGUUUGGGUAAAAAAAAACAAACUUUUUUUUAAAAGCUAUUUUUUUGUUGUUUUAUCUGUGAACAUUUUUUGUGCCACUUGAACUCAUUUGUGUUUCAUUUUAUUGUUUUCCUCAUGUAAAGAAAGAAUUUUAAUGGUUAAUAAAGAGCGUUUUACUGUC